AGGGAGGGAGAGAGAGAGACCUAGACACUGACUGGGCUGACAGGAGUGAGUGUUGUCCUGCUCAUUUUGCAGUUUUCCCUCUUUCCCCAAGCCCUUUUCUUUGACGGACAGACCCGCAUCUGAACCGCGCCGAGCUGCUGCGUGAGCGCCGGGGUCCCUGCUCCUCUGCGCAGUCAGACUCGUUCCUGUUGGAUCUAUCGGACAUACAUGAAUAUCCGAUGGAAAACAGGUGGCUGGUAGAGGUACAGGCCUGUGUAUAGGGUUGAUACAAAAAUAGAAGAAGUGCACUUGAAACACAGACACGUACGUCUCUGAUGCCUCUGGCCAGUGUGAGCUCAUGGUGCCUGCUGGCUUGGAUAAACUAGUGGAGAGGCAGAAGAGUGCUGUGUUUCUUCACACAAUAAAGGCCACACAGGAUGUCGUGGGCCAGAAGUCUCUUUGUACACAGAGAGAACCAGCAAAAGUCGACAUGGGGAGAACACAAUGGCAAAAAGAGGAAGGACAACUCGUCACUAUGCAACCCACGUUACAUGAGCUGUUUGAGAGACCAAGAGGACUUAGAGAGCCCUAAUGUGGCCCCCCAGCAUAAUUCCUGCAGCGCAGGUAACAGUGGGGGUAACUUUGGCCUGCGUUGUGGUUGGCAGGAGAACCACUAUGGAAAAAGGGUGCUUGGUGGCACUGAUCUGGACUUUGAAGAUGGCGACCUGAAGAACAGCAAGGUGGAGGAAUUAGAGGAGUCAGCAGAAGGCAGCUGCAAAACGAUGACUGCAGCAGACUGCUGGAUGCGUUUUUUGUGGGUUUUCCAAUCCAAAAAAUUUCAGUCUACCAAGCUGGAACGCCUCUAUCAGCGCUAUUUCUUCAGACUCAACCAGAGCUCUCUGACCAUGCUGAUGGGGGUACUGGUGGUGGUGUGUGGAGUCAUGCUGACUUUCCAUUGUAUCCACACAGCCCUCAGUGUGGCCUACAUCUCAGUGCUCUCUGUGGCCAUGGCUCUCUUUCUAGCAAUGAUGGUGGUGUGCAAUCGCAACGGCUUCCACCAAGACUACAUGUGGAUCGUGAGCUACCUGGUGAUCGGGUUGCUCAUGGUAGUUCAGGUCUUUGGUGUGCUCAUGGUGUUUCCCCGCAGCGCCUCAGAUGGCAUCUGGUGCACAGUCUUCUUCAUCUACAUCAUCUACACUCUGCUGCCAGUUCGAAUGAGAGCUGCUGUGCUUAGUGGAGCCGUCCUGUCCACCAUUCACACAGUCACCGCAUGGCAGAUUAACCAAGAGGACAAAUUUGUUUUCAAACAGAUCAGCGCCAACAUAUUAAUCUUCCUGUGUACUAAUAUGAUUGGAAUCUGCACCCACUACCCCGCCGAGGUCUCCCAGAGACAAGCUUUCCAGGAGACACGAGGAUACAUUCAGGCCAGGCUACACCUGCAGAGGGAAAACCAGCAGCAGGAGCGAUUACUGCUGUCAGUGCUGCCAAGGCACGUUGCCAUGGAAAUGAAGGCUGAUAUCAAUGCCAAGAAAGAAGAUAUGAUGUUUCACAAGAUCUACAUCCAAAAACACGACAAUGUUAGCAUUCUGUUUGCAGACAUCGAGGGAUUCACCAGCCUGGCAUCUCAGUGCACGGCUCAGGAGUUGGUCAUGACGCUGAAUGAACUGUUUGCCCGCUUUGACAAGUUGGCCUCGGAGAACCACUGCCUGCGAAUCAAAAUCCUCGGGGACUGUUACUACUGUGUUUCAGGGCUGCCUGAACCUCGGGCUGACCACGCCCACUGCUGUGUAGAAAUGGGAGUGGACAUGAUUGAAGCCAUCUCGCUGGUGAGAGAAGUGACAGGUGUUAAUGUGAACAUGCGGGUGGGCAUUCACAGCGGGCGUGUUCACUGUGGGGUGCUGGGCCUGCGCAAGUGGCAGUUUGACGUGUGGUCUAACGACGUGACGCUUGCCAAUCAAAUGGAGGCGGGAGGGAAAGCGGGACGGAUCCACAUCACCAAAGCCACACUGCAGUAUCUGAACGGGGACUACGAGGUGGAGCCAGGGUUUGGAGGAGAGAGGAAUGCUUACUUGAAAGAGAACAACAUUGAAACCUUCUUGGUGCUUGGCUGCAGCCAGAAAAGGAAAGAGGAGAAAGCCAUGAUGGCGAAGAUGCAGAGAGUACGUGCAAACUCUGCAGAUGGGCUGAUGCCGCGUUGGGUGCCAAACACAUCAUUCACCAGAAGCAAGGAAUCCAAACUUUACAACAGAAUAGGGCUUGUUGCGGCAUCCAGCAAAGAAAAUCGAUGCACUCAGGAAGUCUUGAACCCUGAAGAAGAGGUGGAUGAGUUUCUUGGACGGGCCAUCGAUGCGCGCAGCAUUGACCAGCUGAGGAGAGAUCACGUCAAAAAGUUCCUGCUCACUUUUCAGAAAGCUGACCUGGAGAAGAAGUUCUCCAAAAAGAUGGACAACCGAUUUGGAGGAUAUGUGGCAUGCACACUUCUUGUGUUCUGUUUCAUCUGUUUUAUUCAGAUGAUUAUAUUUCCAAAAACAGCACUUAUGCUUGGCCUUUACAUCAGCAUCUUCAUCAUUCUCUCAAACAUCCUCUUCCUCUGUGCCAUCUAUUCCUGCAUCAAACUCUUCCCAGCUGCCUUGCAAACACUUACCGGAAAAAUAAUCCAUUCUCGAGCAAACAGGACAUUGGUGGGGGUCUUCACCAUCCUCCUCCUCUUUGUUUCGUCUUUUGCUAAUAUGUUUGCUUGCAGCAGAGAAAAACUGCAGGAGUGUGUCGCUGAAGAGCUGAACACAUCAGUGAAUCUCUGCGUGCUUCACAACUUGACCAAGGCAGCAGAGGACGGUUUGACUCUGUGUUUACGUCAAACCUUGCCCUGCCAUUUCCCUGAGUAUUUCAGCUACAGCGUACUGCUGACCCUCCUGGCCUGCUCUGUGUUCCUCCACAUCAGUAGCAUAGGGAAGCUGGCUCUGAUGCUGUUCAUCCAGAUCACUUUCCUUCUACUGGUGGAGUGGCCUCAGGUUGUUUUGUUUGACAAUGCAGACUUGCUGCUGGUAGCUAACACACUGCAAUUAUCACCUGUCAAUGACUCCUUACAAGAAAUUGGUUUCAAUGAAACUCGACAAGAGUGCCUGGAUAGUGUGACUCAGGUACCCCUAAAGGUCAUGACCCCUGUAGUCCUGAUGGUUUUUGUGCUGGCUCUCUACUUGCAUGGCCAGCAGGUGGAGUCCACCGCCCGUCUUGACUUCCUCUGGAAGCUGCAGGCAACGGAAGAAAAAGAGGAGAUGGAGGAGCUGCAGGCAUACAACCGCCGCCUUCUCCACAAUAUCCUGCCUAAGGAUGUGGCGGCUCAUUUUCUUGCCCGGGAACGCCGGAAUGAUGAGUUAUAUUACCAAUCCUGCGAGUGUGUCGCUGUCAUGUUUGCAUCCAUCAGCAACUUCUCAGAGUUUUACGUGGAGCUUGAGGCCAACAACGAGGGGGUGGAGUGUCUGAGGCUGCUUAAUGAGAUCAUUGCUGAUUUUGAUGAGAUCAUCAGUGAAGAGAGGUUUCUUCAGCUGGAGAAAAUCAAAACCAUUGGCUCUACCUACAUGGCAGCCUCUGGCCUCAAUGACUCCUCCUAUGACAAAGAGGGCCGCUCGCACAUCCUGGCUUUGGCAGACUAUGCCAUGAGACUUAGAGAGCAGAUGAAAUACAUCAACGAGCAUUCCUUCAACAACUUCCAGAUGAAGAUUGGGUUGAAUAUGGGGCCUGUUGUAGCAGGGGUGAUUGGAGCCAGAAAGCCACAGUAUGACAUUUGGGGGAACACGGUGAAUGUGGCCAGCAGGAUGGACAGCACAGGAGUUCCAGACCACAUUCAGGUGACUACAGACUUGUACCACAUGCUGGUCAACAAUGGAUACCAGCUGGACUGUCGAGGAGUCAUCAAAGUGAAGGGGAAGGGGGAGAUGACCACUUACUUCCUCACCAGUGGUCCUGCAGGCAGUUAACAACAGACCAGCCAAUCGCUGGGUGACUUCCACUGCGUUAUUUCAGCAGACAAACUGAGAGUUCAGCUUGGCAGCGAGAUCUGAGGCAUUUUGCUGACACAUGGGGACAAAACUUGGCCAACAGAGACAAGCCAGUAUUUUGCCACAAACUGACUGUAAUUCGCACAUGUUUGGUGUGGUUUAUGUUUUAAAGCUUUUUCCCAAGCUGCCAGAAAGAGGAUUAAACCCAGUUGCCUUAGGAUGGAGCUAAAAUGGCUUUUGUUUCUGAGCAAUACUAGUUUGUCUUGAUCUGUAUUUCAUUUGAAGUCGUUAUUUAUUUUUAUGAAAACAAAGUCUUUCUUAAAAGGAAAUAUGCAAAGAGCACAUGAAGGAGAAUAACCAAAGAACAACUGUUUGUUAUGAAACACAUAUUUAUGAUUCCGUUAAAGUACAAAUGACCUUCUUGUGCUAUUCCUCUUUUGAGAAAACAGGCCACGGCAACUUCUCUGUCAAUGACAGAGACAAAUUCCUUAUUUUGUGAAAUUAAUAAUGAAGGAGAACACAAAUAUGCAGCAUAAACAAAGCACAAUAACCUUGACUUGGACUUCUCUGUUUCUUAUCAGGUUUGUCACUUCUAGCUUGUGAAUCAUGCAGUUUGUGGUCCAUUCAAACGAAUGACUGAACUCUUGUUCUCUGCAAUGUGCUUUAAUUCAAGCCAAAAACGUAAAGUAAGAAAUGAAGGACUUGUGCUAAUACCACGGAUAUGAAGUUAAACUGCUACGAAACCUUUGAAACAAGUGUGUGUGAGCUCUGUGUGUGAUGACGUGUGGACGUGAGCACAUGAAGCUGAAUGCUGUUUUGGUUAAGGGGAAAACUAACUUUUCACUGUGAGGUUUUUAUGAUACUGUAUGAAAGUCUUUUCCUUGCAAAAGUGGUUACAGUGAGGCAUGUUUUAUACCAUCCUUUAGAGUUAUGUUUUUAAUUCUUCUUUUGUGUAUACAUGAUUAUUUGAGGAACAAUGCUACUACUUUGCCUUUUACUGAAUUCUGAUUUUGACUGAUUUCAUUCCAAGUGAAAUGAGCAAUCUUUUUUUUCUCUUUAUUAUAUUACAACACGUGAAAGUAAACUGAUUCUUUACAGUUUAAGGCUUAAGUAUAUAAGAAGUCCUUUUUUUAUUUGUAAUGUAUUGAUGAUGUUAAACACUGCAAUUGUCCACAUGUCAAGAAGCAAUAAUCAACUUUACACUUUUGAAUCUUAAUUUAUUCAAUUUGAAAGCUUGUAACCCCCCCCCCCCCCCAUUUUAGCUGCUUGAAAAUAUUGUUGGUUGAAUGUAUGCAAUAAUGAGAAUUUCUGUCAUCAGUAAGAGAACAGGGAGAUUGUAAUGUAUUUUAUAAAAUAAUAAGCUGAAUUGUUGUUUUGUGGUUGGACUUACCAGCCAAAGGAAUAUUAUUCCCAAUGUAAGUAUUUUAAGAUUUCCGUCCAUGUGGACAGCUGUUUUUGAAGGCCUCUUAAAAGAUUAGAUUUGUCUUUUUUUUAAUUCCCUUAUAGUCCUUACAGGAGCAGUAAACACUGCUGCAUACAGUAGUCCUUUAAAGAUAGGUAAGAGAGAAGCAAGUGCAGAGGCUAGUCUGCCCAAACAAAAAUCUCCACUUAUUCAGAAUUAAUAAAAGCCUGCUUUUUUUGCA
Molecule: messenger RNA, 5620 nt
Organism: Oryzias latipes (Japanese medaka)
Lineage: Eukaryota; Metazoa; Chordata; Actinopteri; Beloniformes; Adrianichthyidae
Product: adenylate cyclase type 6
Biological process (GO): adenylate cyclase-activating G protein-coupled receptor signaling pathway; cAMP biosynthetic process; intracellular signal transduction
Cellular component (GO): plasma membrane
Molecular function (GO): adenylate cyclase activity
Source: RefSeq, a predicted model, not a curated record